Messenger RNA from Myxocyprinus asiaticus (Chinese sucker), 1169 nucleotides. Its product is annotated as transmembrane O-methyltransferase homolog. Gene Ontology annotation, biological process: dopamine metabolic process; catecholamine catabolic process; developmental process. Lineage: Eukaryota; Metazoa; Chordata; Actinopteri; Cypriniformes; Catostomidae. The transcript has 4 exons. The coding region runs from base 260 to 1024 and encodes 254 amino acids. Gene Ontology annotation, molecular function: catechol O-methyltransferase activity. The record is from RefSeq and is a predicted model, not a curated record.
UACAGGUAGCUUGUAUACUUCCGUGAUUAACAGACCCUUUUGGUUCUGUGUCCAUAUAGCAUUUAAACUGUUUGUACAAGUACACGAAACGUAUUUGUGCUGGUUUGUGUUUCAUGUGCUAUCAGUGUCAGACGUCAGAGAAUCUAUAGUGUGUUUACAUGUUUACAGUAGGAUCAUACAGAGAAUCAGACAUCAUUGGGUGUGACAGUUGCCUUUACCUUCACACUGCACGUCCGUGCCAGUUGUUCACUGAUUUUCCAUGAUGUCUCUGCUGGUGAUCUCUCUGCCUCUGCUCCCAGUUGUGGUCAUGAUGACAAUUCGGUUCCGCUCAUCACUUUUGGCCCUGUGUUGUCGGGUGUGUGCUGGCGUACUGAAGCUCUCACACAGAAAGGUCUGUGUCAGCUCCACUCAUGCUUACGUCUUCUCAAACUGCACCCAUGGACAGGCUCAGAGUGUUCUGCUGACAUUUGACCUCUAUUCCACCACACACGCUACCCUCAGCAUUGGCCCUCAAAAAGGUGAGUUGCUGGAUGAGAUUGUGAAGCGUGAAGCUCCACUAAUGGUUCUGGAGUUGGGUAUGCACUGUGGCUAUGCUUCGAUCAGAAUUCUGCGCCUGCUCCCUCCUUCUGGAAAACUGCUGGCCGUAGAGCUGGAUCCCCAGACGGCAGACAGAGGGGAGGAAAUCAUACUAGUGGCGGGUUUCAAAAACCCACAGUUUCAGGUACUGACAUGCUCGUCAGCUGAGGCCAUCUCGUCUUUAUCUUCUCACCUUGGGGACAGUCGUCUGGAUCUGGUUCUGAUGGAUCAUGACCCUGAGCAGUACCUCCCAGACCUGCUGGCUCUACAUAGAGGGAAGCUGCUGUCUGCCUUCUGUGUUGUGUUGAUCAACAGAGCUCUGACAUCUGGAGCUAAAGACCUGCUGGAGUAUGUAACCGCCAGACCUCUGAGCUACAGCAUAGGCAGACAACUCGAUGGAAUGAUGGAGUUACAUUGCCACAUGGCUGUUCAUUCAGAGGGGUCUUAGCAGAGGGGUAUAUGAGUAAAAACUGUUAUCCUCAAGUCACUCUGAAUACACAAACAUUAAAGUAUUUGGGACAAUGUCGUUGAGAAUUAUCUAUUGGUUUGAAUGUUGGUAAAAAUAAAACUCAGAUGUUACAGCCCUGACUUAA